Molecule: messenger RNA, 2242 nt
Organism: Syzygium oleosum
Lineage: Eukaryota; Viridiplantae; Streptophyta; Magnoliopsida; Myrtales; Myrtaceae
Product: protein PIN-LIKES 5-like
Exons: 11
Coding region: 489-1721 (410 amino acids)
Biological process (GO): endoplasmic reticulum to cytosol auxin transport
Cellular component (GO): membrane
Source: RefSeq, a predicted model, not a curated record
UGUCGAGCGCCACUAUAUGAAGCCCCUGGUUUGCUACAGAACGACCUCACCGACAGUGAUCCCUUAUCACUUCUAGCGUGGACCAGAGGUCCAACCAUUUCUUGUUGCAUCUUCGUGUUUAUAGGAAUGAAGUCCAUCUAUCCCAAACGAAAGAGCGAGAGAGAAUGUUUGACUCUCUGAGUCUCGACUGUUUGGUUUUUUAAGCUGGAAGUGGCGAUGCCCUCAUUGGUUGGUUUCUGAUCCAUCUUAUUCCUAGCUAAGCAUGUUCAGCCCCGCAUUAUCUCUUGAAGCAUGUUGUUGCAAACUAAAACGCCGAAUCCAUUUGCUCAAUUCUGACCUGAUUUAGCCUCUCUGCUCUUGUGCAUGGAUCACUAGUGGUUCGCUUGUACAAAAAUGGCCAGGGCAAACAACUAUCAGAAGCAAGAACCUUAAGAGCUCAACACUAGUGUCAAGUAUCAGCAAGUUUAGUGGGGGAAAAAAAAGAAGAGAUGGGUUUCUGGUCACUGUUUGAAGUGGCUUCGAUGCCGGUUCUGCAAGUUCUCAUCAUUUGUGUGAUGGGAGCUUUUAUGGCGACUGGUCGCUGCAAUCUUCUCCCUGCAGAUACUAGGAAGGCCCUGAACAAAAUAGUGUUCAUUGCCUUCACACCCUCGCUCAUUUUUGCCAGCCUGACUAAGACAGUUACUCUUCAGGAUAUAAUCUCAUGGUGGUUUAUGCCCAUUAACAUUGGAAUUUCCUUCCUCGUUGGUGAGGUUCUUGGAUGGAUACUCGUAAAAGUAUUGAAACCGAUGAGUCACCUAGAGGGUCUGAUCAUUGCUGCUUGUUCAACAGGAAACUUGGGAAAUCUACCCCUCAUUGUAAUCCCGGCGGUCUGUGAUGACUGGAAUACUUGCCACUCCGCUGGACUCUCAUAUGCAUCUUUCUUGAUGGCGCUUGGUGGUUUCUACAUCUGGACUUACACUUACCAACUUAUCCGAACAUCGUCCAUGAAGUAUAAAGCGAUUCGAGCUGCCAAGGAGGCCUCGAAGGCGCCUAACAUUGAUCCAAAGUCCGGUUCAGAAACACACCUUCUCAAGGAAAAAGAUGGAGAGCAACAAGCUAUUGUUAGUGUGCAGUGGACAAAGGCUAGUGGAGAUGCAGAAACACAAGCUAUUUCACAUGGGGAUUCAGAUAAGACCAAUACAUCACUCUGGAAUAAAGUUAGAGAACCCCUUCACCAAGUGCUGGAGGAGCUAAUGUCACCUCCUACACUUGCUGCAAUAGUUGGAUUCAUUGUCGGGGCAAUCACAUUCUUGAAGAACCUCAUAAUCGGUGAGAACGCGCCCCUUCAUGUGAUACAAGACACUAUUCAACUAUUAGGAGAUGGGACUAUUCCUUGCAUCACACUUAUCUUAGGAGGCAACCUCACUCAACGUUUACGCUCUUCGAGAAUCAGACCAUGGGCUAUCGCCAGGGUGAUUUGUGUGUGGUAUGUGAUACUUCCAGUGAUUGGCAUUGGAGUCGUGAAGGCUGCCAGCAAGCUUGGCCUUCUGGCAUCAGACCCAUUGUACCACUAUGUCUUGAUGGUUCAGUUCUCACUCCCACCAGCCAUGAAUAUUGGGACAAUGACUCAGCUCUUUGAUGUGGGUCAAGAGGAGUGUUCAGUGCUCUUCCUCUGGACAUACUUGUUUGCAGCCAUAGCUCUCACUCUCUGGUCAACUGCGUACAUGUGGAUCUUGUCCUGAUAUUAUUUUUUCAGGCUAAUUGAGUCAGACUUGGACACAGCCAAUUUUGCCGGAACUUUGGGAAGCUGAGCUCGUAAUUCAUAUAAGAAUUAUAAACUUCAUAGUCAUGUACGCCAACAACAGAUACAUAGUUGACAGUGCCGAAAACAAAUGUCCGGUGAUUUACCUAAAAUGCUGGCGAAACAAUGUAAUGCUGAGUCGGCAACCUGCAAUUCGAAAGUUUGAGCUGAUAGAAAAUGAUGCUGCUUUGGUUUUUCAAAUUGAAGGCAGUCGAGCAACGGCAUGCUCUAACUGGAAGUUCACGCAUCACCAUUAGAACUACCAAGGUCUCAGAAGAGUUGACUGAAUAUGGAACUGGAGUCCUAGGAUUAAUCGAAUAUAACGCUCAUCUUACACUGGUACCAUGUCAAACUAACGGGCUUUCAAAUACUUUGAAAAGUUCGGACAAACAUGAAAUGUUGGGUAUGUUAUGUAUCAUCGACAGAUUAUCAUGAUGCUUGUGCUGAGGUUAUUUCUAUGUA